This is a messenger RNA of Nerophis lumbriciformis (worm pipefish), 4740 nucleotides long. Lineage: Eukaryota; Metazoa; Chordata; Actinopteri; Syngnathiformes; Syngnathidae. The record is from RefSeq and is a predicted model, not a curated record.
AUGAGUGUUACCUCCUGGUUCCUGGUGAGCAGCGGGGGGACUCGCCACCGGCUGCCCCGCGAAAUGAUCUUUGUCGGGCGGGACGACUGCGAGCUUAUGCUACAGUCACGUAGUGUGGAUAAGCAGCACGCUGUCAUCAACUACGAGCCUGGCUCAGAUGAACACAAGGUCAAGGACUUAGGCAGCCUAAAUGGGACUUUUGUAAACGAUGUCCGUAUUCAAGAGCAGAUGUAUAUCACCCUCAAGUUGGAGGACAAACUGAGGUUUGGAUAUGAUACUAACUGGUUCACUGUGGAGAAAGGCGAGCUCACCGUGCCCGAGGAGGCUCUGAAGCAUGAAAAAUUCACCAGUGGCCUCCAGCUAAGCAAGAAGCCAACUAAAGGUGAAACCACCACGAGCAAGUCUCCCAUUAAGACCCCAUCAAAGACUCAAAAAUCUCCCAGUGCCGGCACCCCUAAGCCUGGCCAAACACCAACAGAUGGGGUCUCUCCCACCAAAGAGCCCCCACCCAAACCUUCAGACUCUCACAAAGCAGAAGAAAGGAUUAGAGCGGAUGUUGCAGCCCUGCCUCGCGGGACCCCCCUCUACGGCCAGCCAGCAUGGUGGGGCUACGGAGAAGCGGAUGAUGAGAACUCUUUCAAGCAGGAAAGCAAGAUGUCUGGCAAAAAACAUGACUUCACAGAGGGCAAAGAGGUUCGUUGUGGAGAGGACAACCACAAUUCAGGUUACACAGAGAUCCCUACAAAGCAAAAUCCUCAUGUGGCCACCAAUGGCAUCCAUGAGAUACCCACCAAGGACACGGAAGGCCCUAGUUCUCACAGCAGCGCAGCUCAAGGCCACGCCUCCUUCACGAUAGAGUUCGAUAACGCUUCCCCUGGGAGGGUUACUAUCAAAGACCACGUCUCAAAAUUCAUGCCCAGCCAGCAUAGGUCUCGCACCAAAAGGAGUGGCGCCGGCAGCGGUGGGACGGGAGGCAGGGACCUGAGCACGUUGCAGGUGGCCAUGAUGGCAUCAGAGAGCAAGGUGGCUGAUUGGCUGGCGCAUAAUGACCCCACGCUGAUCCGUGGCGAGUCUACGGAGGAUGACAGCAAGAGCAACAAGAGUGACGUGCCAGUGCAUCUCAAAAGGCUGAAAGGGAGCAAACAUGAAGAUGGCACUCAAAGCGACUCGGAGAAUGGCCUGGGUUUGCGUUUCGCCAGCCGGCGCCACGCCCUUGAGGAACGUCUGAAAGCAGCGCACGCCCACACAGGAUUAGGAGUAGGAGGGGCAGGAGCGGUUGCCGAGAACGCAGCGAGCGGUUCUCGGGGAGGCAGCAGCCGGACGGCCUUCAUGAUUGAGUUCUAUGACGAGGAGAACCCCCGCAAGCGGCGCUCGUAUUCGUUUUCCCAGACUGCGCCGUUGCUGAGCGAGGGGCUAUGCCCGCAACCUCCAUCUCAGCCCAAGGUGUUCAGCAUUUCCACAUCGGCAAACUCUGACUCAGGUAAAGUCCCAGCCCCUAUAUCUGCGACAGUGGCUGCUGGAGCCCCCACAGCUGCCCGUGUGCUCCUAAAGCAAAGGUCUGAAGACCCGAGUAUUGGUCGAAGCUCAAUCAGCACGGGCCUGGCAACGGGAAGCCCCACCACUCCUAGCGAGGACACAUCAAUCGCAGGGCAGGCAGCUGUGGCAACAGGUCGGGAGGCCGGUGACAACCAAAGUGAUAACGGGACCUACACCAUUGAGCUGGAAAACAGGAACCUGGAGGAGGAGGAGGCCAGGCGCAUGAUUGACAAGGUGUUUGGGGUGCAGCAAAACCAGGACCCCUCCAUAUCAGAUGUCCAAAGCCAGGUACAAGGAAAGGAAACGGGAGAGAUAAGAAAGGAGGUUCCUCCGAGAGACUCCAACUGGGUCUCACAGUGGGCAAGUUUAGCUGCUAACCAUACCCGGACCGAUCCUGAAGGUUCUGGAGCAGAGACUGCUGCCUUUUUGGACAAAGAAAUAGAUGAUGCCUUGAAGCCCGACGCACCUUUCAGCCGAGGUGAAUCCUCGUCAAGUCUGACCGACCGCAAGCGCAGGACCCUCCCUCCUCUUCCAGUCGAUGACUCUCGCACAAAAUCCAGCUGCGCAAAAGCUCAGACUCUGAGGACAGAAAUUGGAGAAAAGCAGGACACAGAACCCCAGGAGAAAGAGAACAAGGGAGACGGGGAAUCCCCACCACCCCCCAUGGAGAACGGUGUCAUGUCUAGCAAACGCAAACCAAGCGCCACGUCUUCGCCGUUAAAGGCAACGCAACGGAACUCUGUCAGUGCUGAGCGCCGGAAAAGAAAGGAGGAAGCAGAGGGCGGGGACAAGUCUGGGAAGCCUCUUGUGCGUCAAGGCAGCUUCACAAUCGAGAAAUCCAGCGGCAGCGUCCCCACGGAGCUCAUCCCGCGCAUCAGCAGAGGUGGCGCCGGAACCCGUGAGCGGAGUGACUCAGUGGGAAGCAUGGACACAGCCACACUUCUGAAGGACACUGAAGCCGUCAUGGCCUUCCUAGAGGCCAAACUGAGGGAUGAAAACAAGCUCGAACCGAAAACUGCGAAAACCAGUAGCAGCGUCAGCAGUCAGAUCUCUGGCUACGGCUAUAACCCACGAACCGACUCCAUUUCCCCGGAGUCCGAUGUGGACACAACCAGCACGGCAAGUCACGUGGCGGGCGGGGCUGAGGGGAAGACCGGCGGCACGCACAAGCGACGCUCCCUUAGUAGCAUGCACCGGGAGAAAAGCAAUAUGAGCACGGCCUCCAAGUCCAGCAUUUCUGCCAGCGCGCGAGAUCGCUUGGAAAGGAAGGCCAAGAGCAAAACCACUGAAGUAACGGGUCGACCGGAAGUGCGUCGCUCGGUUCAGUCGUCUACUUCCAGAGCCAGGCAACCGUCUCUCGAUCUCACUGAUGAUGACCAAACUUCCUCCUUCCCUAUUUCGGACAUCCUCUCAUCAGAUCAGGAGACCUACUCUGGAUACGGGUUGGAGACCAAACAUGAUAGCAGGCCUGGAAAGAACACCGCGAGCAGUUCCUCCAGAAACAACCGUACUCUUCAGGCCGCUACAUCGUCUUCAAUGAACAAACAGGCCGCGCUUCCUAAGCCGCGGCCCACCCGAGCUUCCCUUCUCCGCCGUGCCCGACUGGGGGAUACCUCUGACACAGAUUUGGCCGAUGCAGACCGCGUGUCCGUGGCGUCUGAGGUGUCCACCACCAGCUCCACCUCCAAACCAACCUCUGGUCGAACGGGAUUGUCACGACUGGACAUGCUAGCCCAGCCGCGUCGCAACCGGGUGGGCUCCAUCUCGACACGGAGCGACUCUGAGUGCACGCCAGCUCGGAGCUCUACCGCAUCGCCGCGCCUUUCGACUGAAACAGCUCUGCGCCUGGGCUUGCGCUCAUCGACACCCAGUGAGAGCAAGCUGACCCCCAGGAUGAGGGCCAACAGUGUGUCUAAGUUGAACGAAGCUAGAAGCAAGACCACUACGACUGGCUACUGCUCUCCCACAGAGAGCUCUCAUCCAGAGCCUGCUGGUGCUGACACGGAUGAAGAACCUGUUGUGUCCAGCAGCAACCGCUGGAGACGCCUGCCGCCCGAGUACGCGUCCACUUCGGAGGAAGAGUUCGGUUCUGGUCGUAACACUUCAAAGCACGGCGGACGUCCUCACACGCGGCCGCAUCAUAUCGUGCCGGCUCGCGGUUCUAGACCUGGCACCACGGCAACCCCAGGAUCUGGAUCCAGUGCACUGUCGGGGGUGAGCGGAGUGGUGCUAAAACACCGCAUGAAGGAGCAAGACGAGUACAUUAGAGACUGGACAGCGCACAGUGAAGAGAUAGCCAGGUUAUUCCCAUGUGUGCGCAGGAUCAGCCAAGACCUGGCAAAGGACCUGGCCACCUUGGCGCGCGAGAUCCACGACGUGGCCGGCAAGAUCGACUCGGUCAGCUCGUCCGACACGGCGCCAAGCACCACCGCCAGCACGGCCGCCACCACGCCGGGAUCGGCCAUCGACACCCGCGAAGAGGUAGGCCCAGCACCUCCCGUGCGGCCGGACUUGCAGGAGAGCAUGAGACAGUUGGUGGAUCGAGUGUUCGACGAAAGCCUGAAAUUCCGGAACAUCCCUCCCGUCAUCGAUUCAGCCAAGACGUCAGAAAUCAACGGCAAGCCGGUGGAGCUCCGUCCCCGCGCCCCCGACUCCCACGAACCCCGUGCUCUCAGGAGACGCACGUGGAACCGAGAAGAAGCAGUGUUGGACAGCCUCCUGAUCCAUUCCGUCUCUCAGCUAUCCACUAAGAUCAGACAUUCUGCUGACAAAACAGCUGGAAAAAUCAGGAUAUUGUUUAAGGAUCAGGAUAGGAACUGGGCGGACAUUGAAAAGAAACUGACAUCUGACGGCGAUGUACCGCUCUUGAAGGCAUCCAAUAAAGAAAUCUCCUCUGUGCUGCUUGAACUCAGAAGAGUCGAGAAGCAGCUCGAAGUGAUCAACCUGAUGCUGGACCCUGACGGGACGCUGGACGUCGCAGCCGGCCCUGGCUCGCCCACCAAACCUCAGAGCGUCAAAACGCCAGCCGGUUCUGGACCCCAGCAGCCAGCGGCCAAAGAUCCGCUGCCAGAGAUCCUCCCGGCAUCGGGAGAUUGCGCCGGGAUUCCGCCUGACGUUUCCGCAGGUCUCGGCAUAGCUCCCAUUUGCGGCCUGCCUUUCGGCCGCGUAAGGCCCGGUGGUAGUGAAGCCCUUGUGCAGAAGUGA